This is a messenger RNA of Selaginella moellendorffii, 1535 nucleotides long. RefSeq lists its product as uncharacterized. NCBI's taxonomy places the organism in Eukaryota, Viridiplantae, Streptophyta, Lycopodiopsida, Selaginellales, Selaginellaceae. The record is from RefSeq and is a predicted model, not a curated record. Bases 71 to 1444 code for a protein of 457 amino acids. The transcript is spliced from 12 exons.
GCUCGCUCAGCCUAAACCCUAGUUUUAAAACAUCCAAGGACAAUUUCGGAAUAGGGUUUCGGCAAGAGUGAUGAUGUACAGCGCGACACCGACCCAGGAGAGGAACUGGCAGGAGCUGGUUGCUAAGGCCGUGAACUGGGAGGAUUUGAGCGCCGCUCUGACAUCCUGGAAUGACGGCUUUAAGUGGGAUCCUUCGCUCCGUGCAUUCAGAUUAUUGAAGCUUCUCGCGGAUGACUUUACGUUUCAUGUGUUUGACCGGUCUUUUAUCACUUUUGAUGAGCUGCUCCGACACAGCACUACAAAUGCUGAAAUUGCCACAACCGUCCUUCGUUUUCUCCUGCAUGCAUGUUCGGCUGUUUACUAUGACUUAACAUCUGAGACUUUUGAUGUGCUAAAUGGGUUCUGCGAGAAGCUUGCAUAUCGCUUCUCGAAUCAGCAACUAUGGAGAGCUUACGCGUUGUCUCUGAUGGCCCUUGCUGCCCGUCUUCCUGGUGCCUCGGAAAGGCUAGCUAAUCUUCGAAAUCUAAAUUCUGGGAUGCAGCUGGCGGAAACUGUCACCUGCAGGUCAAGUAUGUUUCGAGGUCUACCUGCGGAGUGCAGUCAGCUUGUUCACAGUGGUUUGGCCUUCCAAGUGUCUGUGGAUGUUGAGAAGCUGGACAAGUCAAUCAAACUUAGGGAUGUUAUAGAACUCGCGAAUGGCCCAAUCAACAUGUUCUUUAUGCCGCACACUUCCCGGUGCGUUGAAUACCUGGACAGGAGUCUUCGUCUCAUUUGCGAAGCGCUAAAGAGAUGUGAAGGUACAAGGUUCGACUACGCCCUCUUCGGCAGGCUUGUGGUCGUGUUCGGUCUAGAAGAUCGCAUCAUUCCAGUGGCAUUGUCGUCUUUAGCUCGGACAUUGUUCAUCGAGCUUCUAAAGAGUCUCUCCUUCAGUGGCGUCAUAGAUGUCUUCGGAAGGCUCAUCCCGCAAAUGGAGACAUCUGCAAAGUUUUGUCUUCUGCUGACUCUCUUUCGGGAAUUUAUACGUCUAAAAUGGCCAGGCACAGCAAAUGAUGUAGAUCCUGCAGCAUUCAAGGAACUCCAGGGUCUCCUCAACUGGAUGUUCACUUCCGGGGCUCUUCAGUUUAAUCCAACUGAUAGUGAGGAAGACGAUAAGAAUCGUACAAGAGGUUUUUUGGAGCAGCUGGAAACGGUAGAAGUCGGUGUGAAUGUCUACCUGCUUAUUGUGUGGCUGGAAGUGAAGGCUGGGACUGAUUAUUGCGGCUUGCUUGCCACUACUGAAAAAGUACGCAACUCAUGGUUGAAACCUUUGCUGGAGCAGGAAGUCGAGAUCACAGAACCGCUCUUUAACAAUUACCUUACGGUGGCACGAUCGGUAAUAGAGUAUGCUUUGCUCGUAAACAGCGACCCUCAGAUCGUCAUAGAGGAAGGCCUCCUACCCUGCUAAUGAUUCUGUGCACUCACGGAAGAAACAGAGGUGGGAGUCACUUUAUAAUUUAUUAAUUUAUUUAUCACCGGAAAUAUUUGCUGUUUAUAUA